AUGAUGUAUACAAGUUGUGUCAACGAGCCUAUUAUCUGUCAAGCUGCUGUUGCUUGGGAACCAAGUAAACCGCUAGUGAUUGAAGAGGUUGAAGUUGCUCCUCCAUCAAGUGGGGAAGUGAGGAUCAAGAUUCAUUCUUCUGGAGUUUGUCAUACAGAUGCAUAUACUUUGAGUGGUCAUGAUCCUGAGGGAGUUUUUCCUGUCAUUCUUGGACAUGAAGGUGCAGGUGUUGUAGAAAGCGUUGGGCAAGGUGUAUCGUCUGUUGUUCCAGGAGACCACGUCAUUCCACUAUACAUUCCACAAUGUAAUCAAUGCAAAUUUUGUCUAUCUAAGAAAACGAAUUUAUGCUCAAAGAUAAGGGAAACGCAAGGGAAAGGCCUCAUGCCUGAUGGAUCUGUUCGUUUCAAAUGUCGUGGUAGACAAGUGCAUCACUUCAUGGGCUGUAGCACUUUUAGUGAAUACACAGUGCUACCUGAAAUCAGCUUAGCAAAAAUUGAUAAAAAUGCCCCACUGAAUAAAGUUGGCCUUUUGGGUUGUGGCAUAAGCACGGGUUAUGGAGCUGUCUUUAAUACUGCUAAAGUUGAGAAAGAGAGCAUAUGUGCUGUUUGGGGUCUUGGAGCAGUUGGAUUAGCAGCCAUAAUGGGAUGCAGAAUAGCUGGUGCUAGAAGAAUCAUUGGAAUAGAUAUUAAUGAAAACAAGUUUGAUUUAGCUCUGUCUUUUGGAGCUACAGAAUGCAUAAAUCCUGCGAAGCAUUCUAAGCCGAUACAACAGGUUAUUGUUGAAAUAACUGAUGGAGGUUGUGAUUAUUCUUUUGAAUGUGUCGGGAAUGUGGCUACUAUGCGUCAAGCUUUAGAAUCGUGUCACAAGGGCUGGGGUGUUUCAGUUAUAAUUGGUGUAGCGGAGGCUGAGGCAGAAAUCUCAACUCGACCAUUUCAACUUGUAACUGGUCGUACAUGGAAGGGUUGUGCUUUUGGAGGUUGGAAGUCUCGUGACUCAGUGCCCAAACUAGUUGAAGACUAUUUAUCAGGGACGAUCAAGGUUGAUCAAUUUAUCACUCAUCAUUUUCAGUUAAAAGAUAUCAAUAAAGCUUUUGAUUUGAUGCAUGAUGGUAUUUGCAUCAGACCAAUGAUUCACCUCUUCGCUCCGUAA
This is a messenger RNA of Schistosoma intercalatum, 1149 nucleotides long. NCBI's taxonomy places the organism in Eukaryota, Metazoa, Platyhelminthes, Trematoda, Strigeidida, Schistosomatidae. The record is from the annotation of a GenBank genome assembly.